CGUGCGUCCUGUGCCCGCCGCGGCGGUGCCGAGCCCGCCGGCUCCCGAUUGUCCUUCGCGGCCCGCGGUCGCUGUCUCCUGCCCUCAAAGCCCGCGGCUGCCAGGGCCAGAGCGAGCGCACCUUCCGCGGCCACGGCUGCCCAGAGCAGAAACAGCCUGCGUGACAUAUAAAUCUUGGUGGACGGUGCGGGCUGUGGAGCUGGAAUUCCCCGGGGCUGUCUGAGCCAGAGUGUGGAGCGGGCCCCAUCCUGCUGCCUGCAUCAUGCCAGCUCUGUCAGCAGGAUCUGGGAGUGACACAGGUCUGUAUGAGCUGUUGGCUGCUCUGCCAGCCCAGCUGCAGCCACAUGUGGACAGCCAGGAAGACCUGACCUUCCUCUGGGAUAUGUUUGGUGAAAAAAGCCUGCAUUCACUAGUCAAGAUUCAUGAGAAACUACACUACUACGAGAAGCAGAGCCCUGUGCCCAUCCUCCACGGUGCAGCGGCCUUGGCCGAUGACUUGGCUGAAGAACUUCAGAAUAAGCCAUUAAACAGUGAGAUUACAGAGCUGUUGAAACUACUGUCAAAACCCAAUGUGAAGGCUUUGCUCUCUGUACAUGAUACUGUGGCCCAGAAGAGCUAUGACCCUGUGUUGCCUCCUAUGCCUGAUGAUAUUGAUGAUGAGGAAGACUCAGUAAAGAUCAUCCGUCUAGUCAAAAAUAGAGAACCACUGGGAGCCACCAUUAAGAGAGAUGAGCAGAGUGGGGCCAUCAUUGUAGCUCGAAUCAUGAGAGGAGGAGCUGCGGACAGAAGUGGUCUUAUUCACGUCGGUGAUGAACUAAGGGAAGUGAAUGGGAUACCAGUUGAGGAUAAAAGGCCAGAGGAAGUAAUACAGAUUUUGGCGCAGUCUCAGGGAGCAAUUACGUUUAAGAUUAUACCCAGCAUCAAAGAGGAGACACCAUCUAAAGAAGGAAAGGUGUUUAUCAAAGCCCUCUUUGACUACAACCCUAAUGAGGAUAAAGCAAUUCCUUGUAAGGAAGCUGGACUUUCUUUCAAAAAGGGAGAUAUUCUUCAGAUAAUGUGCCAAGAUGAUGCAACUUGGUGGCAAGCGAAGCAUGAAGGUGAUGCCAACCCCCGGGCAGGCUUGAUUCCCUCCAAGCAUUUCCAGGAAAGGAGGUUGGCACUGAGACGGCCAGAAAUAUUAGUGCAGCCACUGAAAAUUUCCAACAGAAAAUCAUAUGAGGAAACAUUUGAGUGUGAGGAAAAUAAAGCUGGUUUCAGAAGAAGCUUCCGUCUUAGUAGAAAAGACAAGAAAACAAACAAGUCCAUGUAUGAAUGCAAGAAGAGUGACCAGUAUGACACGGCCGACGUGCCUACGUAUGAGGAAGUGAUGCCCUACCGGCGCCAGACCAACGAGAAGUACAGGCUGGUGGUCCUGGUUGGUCCUGUAGGAGUGGGUCUGAAUGAACUGAAGCGCAGGCUCCUGGUCAGCGACACGCAGCACUACGGUGUGACUGUUCCCCACACCACCAGAGCAAGAAGAAGCCAGGAGAGUGAUGGUGUUGAAUACAUUUUCAUUUCCAAGCAUUUGUUUGAGACAGAUGUGCAAAAUAACAAGUUUAUUGAAUAUGGUGAAUAUAAAAACAACUACUACGGCACCAGCAUAGACUCAGUUCGGUCUGUCCUAGCUAAAAAUAAAGUUUGUCUGUUGGAUGUUCAGCCUCAUACAGUGAAACAUUUAAGGACACUAGAAUUUAAGCCCUACGUGAUAUUUAUAAAGCCUCCAUCAAUCGAGCGUUUGAGGGAGACAAGAAAAAAUGCAAAGAUUAUUUCUAGCAGAGAUGAACCCGCGGCUCCGAAGCCCUUUACAGAAGAAGAUUUUCAAGAAAUGAUUAAAUCUGCACAAAUAAUGGAAAGCCAGUAUGGUCAUCUGUUUGACAAAAUUAUAAUAAAUGAUGAUCUCACCAUGGCAUUCAAUGAGCUAAAAACAACAUUUGACAAAUUGGAGACAGAUACCCAUUGGGUCCCGGUGAGCUGGUUACAUUCAUAACUAAGGAAAGUUUCUGUACUCAUAUUUUUUGCAGAGUGCAUGAUUAAAUCAACUUCCAUUUUGGUGACUGGGACUUUUUUUUUUAUCUACAUCAUAGUCAAUAGAUGUGCAAUCUGUUAAAUUUGAUGUUGGUUUGUUUGUAAUUUUUUCAAAUAUAGCAUUUGAGUGUUAGCUCCAAAAUCAGAAUUUGCUGUGCACUGUAUUCUGAACAAAGCAUUAAGCCUCCAUUAAGUCUUUCGGAUGUAGCUUUUUUCUAAGAUGAAGUGAGAGAGAGUGAGCUAGGGAAUAUAUGCUGGAAUUCAGUACUUCCACUGGUCUCAGACAUCUGCCAUCAAGUCUGUAUAUUAGUGGUUGUAGGUGGUGUUAACCUGACAGCCUAGAACAUCUUCUGUUAGAAAGCUGUUUUCUGGGUGUGUCAUUAUAGACUAAGGAGGAAUCCUCUUUCUGUUCCAAAAGUGCAGCCUUCCUCCUAUGCAUACACAAUACUCAUGAUAUAUGCAUUUAAAAACCAUCAGAAAUUACCAAAAAUUUGCCUUAGUGUAAGUGGUCUUGGAAUAUUAUGAAGACCUUAUGAAUACUUAUCAGUGACUUAACACAUUUAAUAAGGGAAAUCGACUUUAAAAAAUAGUAUAUAUCUACCUAAAAUUUUUUCCUGACUGUGUCAGAUUUAGUAAGCCUGGCACUGUCUUGGAGCAAAUAAUAAUUACAAAGGCCACUUCUGUUGGUAAAUCCUCAUAUGACAAAUUUGGUGUCACCAAAAAGUUGUUUGUUUUUUAACUAACUGAAUUUCCCAGCAAACUAUAAAAAUGUGAUUAUUAUUCUAAAAGUUACUGAUACAGUUAUGGAAAAUGUGAUCAUUUUCAAAUAUGUGCAAACUGGACACCAUAUAUUUAAUUUGCAAUAAGAUAUAUUUUAGAAAACUUUUCAUACAAUGUUAACUUAUUUUUCAUCUUCAUAAAAAUUCUUAAAAUUGACAGAUACCAUUGUAACCUUGGCAUUUUAAAAGAAGUUUAAUAAGAAUUCCUACAUUGUAAAUAUUUAGAUGGGAUCUGUCAGUUUUCUUUGAUACUACAAAUCAUUAGCAAACAAAUUAUAUCAUUCAAAAUACUAGACAUGUCUGUAAGUUGUAUAAAAUGUCCUGCCAUUCUUGCAUGUUGUAAGACUUGCCAAUCUUGAAUCAUUGCAUCUGUGAGUUGCAAACAGAAAAGAUUAUUUUUUGUUGAUUUGUAAAGAGAGUUUAGAUGUUAUGUUUAAAAAAUAGAAUG
This is a messenger RNA of Condylura cristata (star-nosed mole), 3291 nucleotides long. It is a transcript of the gene MPP7, whose product is annotated as membrane protein, palmitoylated 7 (MAGUK p55 subfamily member 7). The record is from RefSeq and is a predicted model, not a curated record. Gene Ontology annotation, molecular function: protein binding. Gene Ontology annotation, biological process: protein localization to adherens junction. Gene Ontology annotation, cellular component: plasma membrane; cell-cell junction. The coding region runs from base 263 to 2026 and encodes 587 amino acids. The transcript has 19 exons. NCBI's taxonomy places the organism in Eukaryota, Metazoa, Chordata, Mammalia, Eulipotyphla, Talpidae.